AUGGAGGAGAAACUGUACCAGUCCCUGUCUCGGGUUCGACCAGGGAUGGAUCUCCGAUACUCCAGCUCCUCAGAGGAGAGUGAAGAACCAUCCAACCUCCAGAAACCCUACAGAGACAAACCCACACACUCACACACACACUCACACACACACUCACACACACACUCACACCCUGAGUACGAGCAGGACUUGCGAUUCACCUACAACAGUCACAAGGCUCGCAGGAAACCCAGUGAACCGCCGAAAAAAGAUUUUAAUUUCUCCGAUUCGACUCAGACUACAUUUCCAACUUUCCAAACAGAACUUCACUCAGCCAAUCAGCAGCUUGCUUACCCUGAAGGUGUGGCUUCUGAUCAAGAAUCUGAGGGUGGGGCUUCUCCAGACCACGCCCUGCGACUGUGGAUGCAGGAGGUGAAAUCAGAGCAUAGUUCCUGUCUGUCGAGCAGAGCAAACUCUGUCCUGUCUCUCACAGACACAGAGCAGGAGAGAAAGUCCGACCAGGAAAACGAUCUUACUGGUAGUCCUGGUGCCCAGUUCACAUUCAGGCCGUUGCCCCCCCCUCCCCCUCCGCCACACGCGUGUACAUGUGCACGACCCACGCCACCCUCAGAGGGUCUGCAGAGAAACACGGCUCCUGCACGCCAACCUGAUCACUCCGCUUCUAAAAACAGCCAAGAUCACCAUGGACAGCCUCAGAAUAACUGGGCCCUGAACAGCAACAUUCCACUGGAAACCAGGCAUUUCCUCUUCAAGCAUGGCUCUGGUUCAUCCACCCUCUUCAGUGCAACCAAUCAGAACUAUCCUCUGACCUCUAACACAGCCAAUCAGAACUAUCCUCUGACCUCUAACACGCUUUACUCUCCGCCCCCACGGCCCCUCCCUCGAACCGCCUUCACCCGACCUCUCUUCUCCUUCAAUAAGCCUUACCGAUGCUGCAACUGGAAAUGCACAGCGCUCAGUGCUACGGCCAUCACCGUCACCCUCGCUCUGCUCCUCACCUACGUCGUCGUGGUUCAUCUGUUUGGACUGACGUGGCAGUUACAGCCUGUUGAAGGGGAACUGUAUGAGAACGGACUCAGUAAAACGGACCACACAACCGAAGGGACAGAAUUCAGUUUCACCGCCUUCGACCUGCCUGGGCCUAACAGCUCCCGCUCUGAUAAAGAGCCCUUGCAGCGGGGGCGAGGGAUCGAGCGAGGGGAGGUGGACAUUGGGACCCAGGUGAUGCAGCUCAUCCCCCCCGGCCUGUUCUGGAGGUUCCACAUCAACGUGCAGCACCCUGAGUACGUCCAGUUCAACAUCUCACUCACCAAGGACGCACUGCUGGGAAUCUACGGACGCAGGAACAGCCCUCCUACACACACACAGUUUGACUUUGUCAGAUUACUGGACGGACGGCAGCUUGGGAAACAGGAAUCCCGGCAUUCUGACUAUCCCAACAUGUCCUCGCGCAACCUAAUCCUGGCCUGGCUGCAGGAGACGGGCUUUGUGGAGUAUCUGGAUGCUGGGACGUGGUACCUGGCCUUCUACAAUGACGGUCGCAAGAUGGAACAGGUCCUGGUCUUCAGCAGUGCAUUUGAAGCGGUGGACGGCUGCUCGACUAACUGCAAUGGGAACGGAGAGUGUGUGGCAGGUCACUGUCACUGUUUCACAGGAUUCCUGGGACCCGACUGCUCUAAAGACUCCUGCCCAGUUCUCUGCAGUGGCCAUGGGGACUACGAGAAAGGACAAUGCGUCUGUCACUCAGGCUGGAAAGGGGCGGAAUGUGAAGUGGAGGCGGGGCAGUGUAUCGAUCCAACAUGCUCCAAUCACGGAGAGUGUGUUAACGGAGUGUGUGUGUGUGCCCCCGCUUUCAAAGGGAACAACUGUGAGCAAGUGGACUGCGUGGAUCCAGAGUGUUCUGGGCGGGGUGUGUGUGUACGGGGUGAGUGUGUGUGCUCAGCAGGUUGGGGAGGGGAGAACUGUGAUGCUCCGCUCCCUGUGUGUUUGGAACAGUGUUCAGGACAUGGUAAUUAUCAGCCCAACACUGGAGCCUGUGUCUGUGACCAAGGCUGGACCGGGAGUGACUGCUCCACAGAGGUGUGCCCAGUAGCAUGUAGUCCUCACAGUGUGUGCGUUAGUGGGCAAUGCCAGUGUGAGGAUGGAUGGGAGGGGCCAGCCUGUGACAGACAAGUGUGUCAUCCAAUCUGUAAGGAGCAUGGAGAGUGUAAAGAUGGACAGUGUGUUUGUCAUCCCGGCUGGGAGGGAGAACACUGCACAAUCGCGCAUUACCUGGACUUAUUCGACAAAGAUGCCUGUCCAGGGCUGUGUAAUGGAAAUGGGCGAUGUACUCUGGAACAGAGUGGCUGGCACUGUGUGUGCCAGGUAGGGUGGAGUGGUGCCGGCUGUAACGUUGUCAUGGAGAUGGAGUGCAACGACAGCACCGACAAUGAUGGAGAUGGUCUGAUAGAUUGUGUCGAUCCAGACUGUUGUGUACAGACAUCGUGUGACAGUGUUCCGCUGUGCCAAGGGUCACCUGACCCCCGUGACCUCAUCCAACAGAACCACACUCCAUUUGUGCCCCGCCCACUCCGCUCCUUCUUUGAGCGUGUGAGAUUUCUCACCGGGACAGAGAGCACUCACAUACUCCCCGGAGAUCUACCUUAUGACACCAGUUGGGUGUGUGUUAUCAGAGGACAGGUCAUGACCUCUGAUGGUACUCCUCUGGUCGGUGUAAACAUCACAUUUCAACAAAACCCAGACUUUGGCUACACACUGAGCCGACAGGAUGGAAGUUUUGAUCUAUUAGCAGUUGGUGGCAUCGCCGUGUCCCUGCAGUUCCAGAGGGCUCCGUUUCUUCCUCAGAGCCGUUCUGUCUGGUUGCCAUGGAACCAGUUUGUCGUUGUGGACACAGUUGUAAUGGACAGAGCUGAACCCAAACCCAAUGUCUGUCACCUGACCAACUUGCUCAGCCCGCACCCUGUUGUUCUCCCCGCCCCCCUAACAAGAUUCGCUGGUACCUGUGAGGAAAGAGGAACUGUCAUUCCUGAGGUGCAGGUUGUACAGGAGGAGGUGGUCAUCCCUGGUAGUUUUCUGAAGCUGAGUUAUCUGAGCUCUCGUGCUCCUGGGUACCGCUCUCUGCUCAGGGUCAUUCUGACCCAUUCCUCUCUCCCCCCUGGCCUGGCUAAAGUCCAUCUCUCUGUAGCCAUAGAGGGUCGCCUUGUGCAGAAAUGGUUUCCGGCGAUGUCUAAUCUCGUGUAUGUUCUGUCCUGGAACAAAACAGAUGUGUACGGCCAGCCAGUGAUGGGUUUGGCUCAGGCGUUGGUGUCUGUAGGCUUUGAGUAUGAGUCGUGUCCAGACUUUGUUCUGUGGGAGAGGCGGACUACACAGUUACAGGGUUUUGAGAUGGUUGCGUCCCACUUGGGCGGCUGGUCACUGGACAAACAUCAUGUGCUCAAUGUGGACAGCGGUAUCCUGCACAAAGGGAACGGAGAGAAUAUAUUCAUUUCCCAGCAGCCCCCAGUCAUCUCCACGGUGAUGGGGACAGGGGGGGUGAGGGCCAUUGCAUGCCCCAGGUGUAACGGUCCGGCCUCAGACAGGAAGCUGUUUGCACCUGUGGCACUGGCGUGUGGGUCUGACGGCAGUCUCUACGUCGGCGAUUUCAACUUCAUCCGCAGAAUUCUCCCCAACGGAUUCGCCAUCAGCAUUCUGGAGCUGAAGAAUCGGGAUAUCAGACACAGCUCUAGCCCGGCCCAUAAGUACUACCUGGCGGUGGAUCCAGUCCGAGAGGCUCUGUACCUGUCUGACACCAGCAGCAGGAGAGUGUACCGCCUACGCUCCCUCACCGAACCAAAGGAACUGAGCAGGAACGUGGAGGUGGUGGCGGGCACGGGCGAACAGUGCACCCCGUUCCACCCAAACCGCUGUGGGGACGGAGGGGCUGCCACCGAGGCCUCGCUCAUCAACCCGCGAGGAAUAGCCGUUGACAAACAUGGAUUUGUUUACUUUGUUGAUGGAACGACAAUUCGAAAGAUCGAUGAGAAAGGCAUCAUUACGACCGUCGUCGGGUCUAACGGCCUGGCCUCCAUUCAGCCGCUCAGCUGUGACUCACACAUGGACAUAAACCAGGUGCGUCUGGAGUGGCCGACAGACCUAGCAGUCAGUCCACUGGAUAACUCACUCUAUGUUCUGGACAAUAACUUGGUCCUGCAGCUGCGUGCGACUGGGCAGGUGCGAGUGGUUGCCGGGCGACCGAUCCACUGUCAGGUUCCAGGUGCUGAGCAGGGCUUUUUCCGUAGAGCUGCGCUCCACUCUGUGCUGGAAGGAGCCAAAGCUAUCGCCGUCAACCACCAGGGGGAGCUGUACAUCGCAGAGACAGACGAACGCAGGAUCAGUCGCAUACAAGAAGUUUCCACCAAUGGAGAGAUGACACUCAUUGCCGGGGCAACCAGCGAAUGUGACUGCAAGAUCGAUCCCAACUGUGACUGUUUCUCAGGUGACGGCGGUUAUUCUCGGGAUGCUAAACUCAAAGCGCCAUCCUCUCUGGCUGUGUGUCCGGAUGGGACUCUGUAUAUUGCCGACCUGGGGAACGUGCGCGUGCGAGCACUGAGCGCUAGCCGUCCGCGGCUAACUCCCACAGGACUGUUUGAGGUCACGUCGGUGGCGGAGCAGGAAGUUUACCUGUUCGACCGAAACGGAACCCACCUGCACACACGCAGCCUGGUGACAGGAGACUACCUCUACAACUUUACACACUCUGCUGAGGGCCAUGUUACCGUGGUAACGGGUAGUGACGGGCGCACGUUGAACGUGCGGCGGGAUGCUAAUGGCGUUCCUCUGUGGCUACUGGUUCCAGGUGGUCAGGUGUACUGGUUGACUCUCAGUAACACUGGUAUGCUGAAACGUGUGUCUGCUCUAGCACAUGACCUCGCUCAGAUCAGUUACUACGGCAACACGGGCCUUCUCGCUACCAUGAGCAACGAGAAUGCAUGGACUACUGUUUACGAGUAUAAUUCUGAUGGCCAUCUCAUCAAUGUUACCUUGCCAACGGGCGAGGUCAGCAGUUUCCAUGGCAACAUGGAGAGGUCAGUACGAGUUGAGGCCUCAACUUCAAACCAGGAAAAUUUCAUCACGACAACCAACUUCUCUGCCACACACACCAUUUACACGUUGCGUCAUGCUCAUGCUCAGAGUGUGUACAGGGUAAGUUCAGAUGGUUCUCUCUGGGUCACUUUGUCCAGUGGGAUGGACGUGACUCUCAGUGCAGAGCCACACAUGUUGUCAGGGCCGUUGCCGGGCGUCGCUCACUCUACAGUGGGCAGGUGUAACAUCACACUGCCAGGGGAACACAGCCACAGCCUGAUCGAAUGGAGACAGAGGAGAGAACAAGCCAAGGGCAACUAUACUGCAUAUGAACGCAGACUACGGGCUCACAACAGGAAUGUGUUGUCCAUAGACUUUAACCAGGCCACGCGUGUGGGGAAGAUCUAUGACGACCACCGUAAGUUCACCCUGAGGAUCCAGUACGAUGAGCAGGGCCGGCCGGUCCUCUGGGCUCCCAGUAAGUACAGCGAGGUGAAGGUGGGUUACUCACCUGCCGGACUGGUCACCAGUAUCCAGAGAGGGAACUGGUCUGAACGGCGGGACUAUGACAACGGAAGAAUCAUCAGCAGAACCUGGACCAGCGGCAAGAUCUGGAGCUACAACUAUCUAGAGAAGUCGGUAACACUACUCUUACACAGUCAACGACGUUACACCUUUGAAUACGACCAGACGGACUAUCUCCUCUCUGUGACGAUGCCAAGCAUGGUCCGUUACACCCUGCAGUCUGCCCUCUCUGUGGGUUACUACAGGAACACCUGCACCCCCCCAGACAGCCCCAAUGCCGCCUUCAUUCAGGACUACAGCCACGACGGCCGCCUCCUACAGACCCUGUACCUAGGCACAGGUAGACGCGUCGUCUACAAGUAUAGCCGCACGUCCAGACUAUCUGAGAUUCUCUACGACUCCACCCUGGUCACCUUCACCUAUGACGAGAGCUCAGGAGCCGUCAAAACCAUCCACCUGAUGCACGAGGGCUUCAUCUGCACCAUCCGCUACAGACAGACAGGCCCUCUUAUUGGACGACAGAUCUUCCGUUUUAGCGAGGAGGGGCUUGUGAAUGCUCGUUUUGACUACAGCUACAAUAACUUCCGGGUUACCAGCAUGCAGGCCAUGAUAAACGAGACCCCGCUGCCAAUUGACCUUUACCGUUACGUCGACGUGUCUGGAGCCCUGGAGCAGUUUGGCAAAUUCAGCGUCAUCACCUACGACCUGAACCAGGUCAUCACCACUCACGCCAUGAAACACACCAAGAUCUUCAACGCAAACGGCCAGGUCAUCGAAGUUCAGUACGAACUCCUGAAAUCCAUCGCCUACUGGAUGACCCUUCAGUAUGACAGCAUGGGCCGGGUCAUCGUCUGCGACAUCCGUAUCGGCGUCGACAGCAACAUCACCCGUUACUCCUACGAGUACGACGCGGACGGUCAGCUCCAGGCCGUCUCCGUUAACGACCAGCCACAGUGGCGCUAUAGUUACGACCUGAAUGGAAACAUUAACCUGCUGAGUCACGGGAACAGUGCCCGUCUCACGCCUCUGCGCUACGACCUGCGCGACCGCAUUACCCGACUCGGAGAAAUCCAGUACCGCACCGACGAGGAUGGCUUUCUGCGUCUCCGUGGCAACGUAGUCUUUGAGUACAGCUCUAACGGGCUGCUGACCGGGGCGUCGGAGCGGGAGUCGGGUCGACGUGUUUGGUACCGUUACGAUGGACUGGGUCGGCGUGUGGCCAGCCGGACUAGUGAAGGCGCCCAGCUGCAGUUCUUCUAUGCAGACCUGACGGAACCGACCCGGGUCACGCAUAUUUACAACCACAGUAGCGCCCAAAUCACCUCCCUCUACUACGACCUGCAGGGACACCUCAUCGCCAUGGAGAUGAGCACGGGAGAGGAGUUCUACGUGGCAUGUGACGUGGCAGGCACGCCCCUGGCUGUGUUCAGCAGUCGUGGGCGUCUGAUAAAGGAGCUACGCUACACGCCUUACGGAGACAUCUACCAAGACUCCAACCCCAGCUUCACGCUUGUGUUCGGCUUCCAAGGCGGACUCUAUGACCCUCUGACUCGCCUGGUGCACCUGGGUCGCCGUGACUAUGACGUGGUCGCUGGGAGAUGGACGACACCCAAUCAUGAGCUUUGGGCGGAGUUAAGCAUAGACCCAAAGCCCUUUAAUCUGUAUGCCUUUAAGAACAAUUAUCCUCUGGGAAAAGUACAGGAUGUGGCCAGAUUCACCACAGACAUCAGUAGCUGGUUGCAGUUGUUUGGAUUCCAGCUGCACAAUGUGGUUCCAGGUUACCCCAAACCCACUGUGGAGAAAACCGAACAAGUCUAUGAGAUGUCUUUCUCUCAGAGCCGGACUCAGGAAUGGGACACCAGCAAGGUGGUCCUUGGUAUUCAGUGCGAGCUCCAGAAACACUUGCGUAACUUUAUAUCUCUGGAACGUCUCCCAAUGAGCACAGCCAAUGGGAGCCCAGCUAAUGGAAGCCCAGCCAAUGGGAGGCCUGGAGGCCGUCAGGGAAGGAGACCCAGAUUCUCCGCCCUGUCCUCCAUCUUUGGGAAAGGCGUGAAGUUCUCUAUCCAGGACGGGCUGGUCACCACGGAGAUAAUAGGCGUGGCGAGUGAAGACAGUCGUCGGGUGGCGGCUGUUUUAAACAGAGCAGUUUACCUGCAUGGCCUGCACUUCACCAUCAACGGCCAAGACACACACUUCUUCACCAAGGCCGGCCCCUUGGAGGCAGAUCUGGGUGUGGCAGGGGGAGGGGCCGUGGGUGGCGUCAGAGUACUAGAGAAUGGUGUGAACGUAUCAGUCUCGCAGAUGAGCUCUGUGGUUGCCGGGGAAACACGGCGUUUUGCUGACAUCACGCUACAGCAGGGGGCGCUGUGUUUUAAUGUUCGCUACGGGGCUAUGCCUGAUGAAGAGAGGGCACGCGUGCUGGAGGCAGCAAAGCUCAGAGCUGUACAGGGGGCGUGGCAAUGGGAGCAAAGGCGGGUCCAGGAGGGGGAGGGCGGGACCAACACGUGGACAGACAGCGAGAGGGAGGAGCUCCUUUCAGAGGGGCGUGUCUCAGGUUAUGAGGGUUUUUAUGUAUUACCUGUAGAACAGCACCCCGAGCUGGCCGACAGUUCUCACAACAUUCACCUGCUGAGACUCACUGAUGCUGGCAAGAGGUAA
Molecule: messenger RNA, 8244 nt
Organism: Chanos chanos (milkfish)
Lineage: Eukaryota; Metazoa; Chordata; Actinopteri; Gonorynchiformes; Chanidae
Gene: tenm1
Product: teneurin transmembrane protein 1
Exons: 31
Coding region: 1-8244 (2747 amino acids)
Biological process (GO): heterophilic cell-cell adhesion; neuron development; signal transduction
Cellular component (GO): membrane; neuron projection
Molecular function (GO): protein heterodimerization activity; cell adhesion molecule binding; protein homodimerization activity
Source: RefSeq, a predicted model, not a curated record